CCAGCCGGCAGCCCCAGCACACACAGCUCUCGUGCCCACCUCGCCUCGCUGGCACUGCUGCAUCUCGCGCCUGCUGCCUCACCCCCACCCACCAGCCCUCGCCAUCCUCCUGCCUGGCUCGUCUGUCCGUCGCUCCGGGCAUCCUUCACCCGCCGUCUGUAUCUGUGCAUCCUUCUGCUCGCUCUGUCUUGUGGUCCGUCUGUCUGUUCAUCCACCCAUUAUUUCUCCGCCUGUCGGUCCGUCCCUCUCCCCCUGGGUGUGUCCAUCUGGUCUGUUCAGCUCAUCUCACAUCUGUCUGUCCAUCUGUCUGUUUGUCCGGCCCUGCCGCCCUUCCUUCAUCUAUCUGCCCACCCUGUCGUUCAUUGUCUCUGUCCGUCUGUCCAUCUAUCUAUCCGUCUGUUCAUACAUCCCUCUGUUUAUCCAUCCAGCCGUCCAUCCACCCAUCCGUUCGUGCCUCCUUGCCUGCUCGUUGGUGGCUCCAUCUGCCUGUGUGUGGGGGUCACCCGCCGGGCUGUGGGGCGUGGGACCAUGGCACUGGUGGGGUCCCCACCCGAGCUGGACUGCCGGGCCAAGCCGCUGUUCUGCCGCAAAGGGGCGCUGCGCCAGAAGGUCGUGCAUGAGGUCAAGAGCCACAAGUUCACAGCCCGGUUCUUCAAGCAGCCCACGUUCUGCAGCCACUGCACCGAUUUCAUCUGGGGCAUCGGGAAGCAGGGCCUGCAGUGUCUGGUCUGCAGCUUCGUGGUCCACAAACGCUGUCAUGAGUUCGUCACCUUUGAAUGCCCUGGUGCCGGGAAGGGACCCCAGACAGAUGACCCCCGGAACAAGCACAAGUUCAAGAUCCACAGCUACAGCAGCCCGACCUUCUGCGACCACUGUGGGUCGCUGCUCUACGGGCUGGUCCACCAGGGCAUGAAGUGCUCCUGCUGCGAGAUGAAUGUGCACAAGCGCUGUGUGCAAAGCGUGCCCAGCCUGUGCGGUGUGGAUCACACAGAGCGGCGUGGGCGCCUGCAGCUCGACAUCGAGACCCUCAGUGGGGAUGAGAUCCGCGUCACUGUGGGUGAAGCCCGGAACCUGAUCCCCAUGGACCCCAAUGGGCUGUCGGACCCCUAUGUGAAGCUAAAGCUGAUCCCAGACCCCAAGAAUGUGAGCAAGCAGAAAACCCGCACCGUGAAGGCCACGCUCAACCCUGUGUGGAACGAAUCCUUCAUCUUCACCCUGCGGCCAGGUGAUGUGGACCGGCGCCUGUCCAUUGAGGUGUGGGACUGGGACCGGACCUCGCGCAAUGACUUUAUGGGCGCCAUGUCCUUUGGGGUGUCAGAGCUUCUCAAGGGCCAUGUGGAUGGAUGGUACAAGUUACUCAACCAGGAGGAAGGGGAGUAUUACAAUGUCCCCGUGGCAGACGCUGAAAACUGUGGGCUGCUGCAGAAGUUUGAGGCCUGUAACUAUCCCUUGGAGCUGUACGAGAGGGUGCGUCGUGGCCCCGGUCCCUCGUCCAGUCUGAGCCCCAGCCCCACUGAUUCCAAGCGCAUCACCUUCUUUGGCAGCAGCCGCUUUCACAUCUCCGACUUCAACUUCCUCAUGGUGCUGGGCAAGGGCAGUUUUGGCAAGGUGAUGCUGGCUGAGCGCCGGGGCACAGAGGAGCUCUAUGCCAUCAAGAUCCUGAAGAAGGAUGUGAUCAUCCAGGACGAUGAUGUGGAGUGCACCAUGGUGGAGCGGCGGGUGCUGGCCCUGGGUGAGCGCCCCCACUUCCUCACCCAGCUUCACUCCACCUUCCAGACCACGGACCGUCUCUACUUUGUGAUGGAGUAUGUCAAUGGUGGAGACCUCAUGUACCACAUUCAGCAGGUCGGGAAGUUCAAGGAGCCCCAUGCCAUGUUCUAUGCGGCGGAGAUCGCCAUAGGGCUCUUUUUCCUGCACAACAAGGGCAUCAUCUACAGGGACCUGAAGCUGGACAAUGUGAUGCUGGAUGCCGAGGGGCACAUCAAAAUCACAGAUUUUGGGAUGUGCAAAGAGAACAUCUUCCCCGGGGUUACCACCCGAACCUUCUGUGGCACCCCUGACUACAUUGCCCCAGAGAUCAUUGCCUACCAACCCUACGGGAAGUCAGUGGACUGGUGGUCCUUUGGGGUGCUGCUCUACGAGAUGCUGGCUGGGCAGCCGCCGUUUGAUGGUGAAGACGAGGACGAGUUGUUCCAGUCCAUCAUGGAGCACACCGUGUCCUACCCCAAGUCCCUGUCCCGUGAGGCCGUCUCCAUCUGCAAGGGGUUCCUGACGAAGCACCCCCUGAAGCGGCUGGGCACAGGGCCCUCAGGGGAGCAGGACAUCCGGGAGCAUGGCUUCUUCCGUUGGCUGGACUGGGAGCGCCUGGAGCGGCUUGAGAUCCCACCCCCCUUCACACCCCGCCCUUGUGGGAAGAAUGGCGAGAACUUUGACAAGUUUUUCACACGGGCGGUGCCAGCACUGACGCCCCCUGACCAGCUGGUGCUGGCAGGGCUGGACCAGACCGAGUUUGAGGGCUUCAGCUACAUUAACCCCGACUUCAUGCACCCCUCGCUGCGCUCCCCCAGUUCCCCCAUCUCACCUGUCUCCCUGGUGUGACCCUCCCGGCCCCACCCUGGCCCACCCGCCUGCCUCCAGCUGACCCUGCCUGCACUGUGCAUGCCCAAAUGCAGCUGCCUCUGGUGGGGGGCAUGUUGGGGGCCUCUUGAAGAGCUGCACACAAGCAAUGCUCAGGGCUGCCUGGCCUCAGCUAGAAUCAGCUUCUCUGCUUGACCCUGGUGGGUGGGGGGUGCAAGGAUGGGAAUGUGGGGCCCUGUGUCCCUGCCCCCAGCCCCAGCAUGGCACCCCCCUGCUGAGCCCACCCCUCCAGCACAGUGCCCCCAGUGCCGGGGCCUGAGGGUAAUGCCGCCUGCUAUGCCCUGUCCUCCAUGGCUUUGGCAACACCUGACCUAGGGGAUGCUGGUCAUCUGGGGUCAGCCCCUGCCUCCUCUGCCCUCCUCUCUUCCCAUCAGGCCCCACAACCCCACACUUCUGCUCUGGCUAAAUGGAUGCUUUGAGCUACUGCUGCAGCGGGGGCUGGUUGCACCCUCUGACCCCGCAUCCCUGGGUUCCACCACAGCUGUGAAUCCAGAGUCCUGAGGAAUCCCCUGGGCUGGGGAAGACUGCCUCCUGCUCCCAGCCCUCCACACCCCAAACCUCAGGGCUCAUUUGGAUGAGCUGAAGGGACCCUUGUGGGUUGUAGAUCCAUUAAGGGGGGGGGAGGGGCAGGAUCCCUGGGUUUUCUCCAGGCUUGGUGGGGUGUGGGGUCUGGUUAGAGAGUGGGGCUGGGAGACAGGGCACUUUUGUUCUUCAGUGCCAGUGCUAGCAAUAGAACCCAGGUGUCCAGCCCCACCCCCACUGCAGUGUCACAGGACCCCCUGGGGGCUGCAUGUCCAGCUGUAAGCUGAGCCCCAUCCUGCCCCAUGAAGAAGUCCCCCAGAGUCCACCCUUUCCUUCCCCGCUGUUUCCAGCUACCGCACCGCGUUGUAAAGACCCUGAUGGUCAACGCACUUCAGGAUAAAAGAUUUGCCAACCA
Molecule: messenger RNA, 3574 nt
Organism: Alligator mississippiensis (American alligator)
Lineage: Eukaryota; Metazoa; Chordata; Crocodylia; Alligatoridae
Gene: PRKCG
Product: protein kinase C gamma
Exons: 18
Coding region: 529-2598 (689 amino acids)
Biological process (GO): intracellular signal transduction; peptidyl-serine phosphorylation
Molecular function (GO): zinc ion binding; diacylglycerol-dependent serine/threonine kinase activity; ATP binding
Source: RefSeq, a predicted model, not a curated record